Molecule: messenger RNA, 2241 nt
Organism: Penicillium concentricum
Lineage: Eukaryota; Fungi; Ascomycota; Eurotiomycetes; Eurotiales; Aspergillaceae
Exons: 2
Coding region: 1-2241 (746 amino acids)
Source: RefSeq, a predicted model, not a curated record
AUGUAUUCACAUAUUGAUUCUGCAGGCACUGCGGUCACUAUCGCUCAUUUCAAGGCACAAAGCUUGCCAGUUGUCGAUCGCAUUCUUGAGCCUCAAACUAUCGCCCAUUUCCUUGAAUUCGCGUUCGGUGAGGAGCCCCUACCAAAUGGCAAACAACCCGGCAUCGAGCGCCUGUCUGUAGAGGAAGCCUCCUUCCUCCAACCGGACCAAAAUUUCCCCCCGGACUCCAAUGGCGAAUCCAUGAUGGCCAGUGUCAUGUCCCGGAUUGGAUCUAAACGAGAUUCCAACCGUCUCUGCCUGGUCGGAAAGAAUAUCCAAUUCCUCAAGUCUCGUCUAUGGGAGGGUGUCAUCCCCCUGAGCGAGCAGUUAUGGCAGGAAAAAGGCCUCGAUCGCCCAGAAUAUUUCGAUUUCGCUUGUCAGCAUUUAACAGCCGUGGUCGCCGUAUUCCAGUAUCUGAAUGAGCCAACCGUGCGAUUAUAUCUUCGCGACACGUUCAAUUACAUCUACGACCAUUGGACUGCGCUCGAUACUGUUCUCAACAAGCUCAGAGAGGAGCAAGGUAAAAAGCGCGUUAGUGUCGCGGCUCUAUGGACAUGUUACAUGGCUGCUCAUUUCGAGAUGAUGACCGAACGCGCCCAUAGAUGGGUUACCGUGCAUGUGAAUACACUGCGCGCUCCAUUGAUGCGAGCGCUUUUGGAGUAUCGGCGACCUGGGGGAGAAACCCUCGGUGAUGAGCCUGAUGCGAUACAGUGGAAGAUUGGCGAUUCGCUGCACAUGCUGACUGAAAUAAUGGGCAAUGCUGAUUUUACCAUCAUGAUCCCCAUGAACGGUUAUAAGGGGUACUUUGCGGAUCCCCCGCGGGCGGGUCCGGCGGCACUUCAUGCGGCAAAUCUGCUGGCGAGAAGUAAAGCAUAUCAUGAGCGGUUGAAGCUGCUUACUCGGGAGGCGCUUUCCCGUAAUGCGGCUGAGUUCAGAGGAUUAAAUCCUACCUCCGGACAGAUGUACCAUUCGACAUCUCUGAGCCAGAUUCAAGGACAGAACAAGUUGAGGAAAGAGGUGCGUGGUGCACCUCUUGAACCUGUUCCGCGUGAGCCUUGGAUUGCUGCUACCGCUUCAAAUAUAGAAUUUGAAAAGAAGAAGGGAAAAGAGGAAAAGUACGGGUUGGCUGUGUAUCGGUUGACUUAUGGGCAGACGGAGUCUGAAUGGACGGAAUUCGUUCGCAAGGUGGAAGCUCAUGUCUCGGAUUGGGGUAAAGGUCAAACAGGAAGCAGUUCUAUCAAGGAGCAUUUAAAGCUCCGCUGGCUGGAUGGAAAGGGAUUGGGUAUUGCAGAGGGCGAUGUCGAUGCAGCAAAGGAGUGGGUGUCUUUUUCCCUAUCGCGCAUUCCCUCUCUCAUUUUGAAAUUAACAAAUGUAAUCAGACACUUCAAAACCAUCAAAGAAGGCAACGACGACUGGUCAAGGUUGGAAGGCGGUGCUUUCCUCGUCAUCGACUCCGCAUCCUUCGCCUCAUACACCACCAAUUCCUACAGUCCCGCAAACUCCCAGCUCAACCCCGGCGACUUCACCGGCUUCCUUCUCGCCAUCGACGCAACCUUCGACCCGAAGAAAGGCAUUGAACGACCCGACGAGUCACCAGGCUACAACGGCCAGAUGCGAAUUCUCGGAAGUCUCGUGUGGAGCGAUCUCUAUUCCCUACAUGCAGCACAGACAUUCCUGGUCGAAGACUACUGGCCAUUGGCAAGCGAGCACCCGAACAUGGUAUACGUCGGCCCAACAGUCCCAUGGCAGCGAUUCAUCUGGCAGAAUCACAGUGAAAUGCGCUGGAAUCUCAUUCGAGCGGUGAUAGACCAUUUAAAGCGCAACCCGGAAAUGCCACCAAUGCCACCAGCCCAAACCCGUGCUACACCUUCAACUGCGACUACAGCUGCAUCUACAGCCGCGCAACCAACCCCUUCUAUACCCUCAUCGACACCACCCGCAGAAAGAGAUCCCCUCAACGCAGCACUCCGCGCAUACAUGCUCACCGAGUUUCAGCGCUACUUGCGCCAUGAGGGUCAACCGCGGCAGGCAGCAAUGGUCGAUGAAUUACUCCGUCUUCAGCCAGGUGAGGAGCCGGAUGGAGCACGGCUGCGACAGUUGGUGGAUGAUGAGGAUGAGCGACAGGAGCAGCGGAGGCGAGAUGGGUUGGGUGAAGAUGAGGAGACUUCGGAGGAGUAUCACCCGGAUUGUCCGUUGCAGUAA